Messenger RNA from Gadus chalcogrammus (walleye pollock), 1148 nucleotides. It is a transcript of the gene rbm18, whose product is annotated as RNA binding motif protein 18. Bases 162 to 764 code for a protein of 200 amino acids. Gene Ontology annotation, molecular function: RNA binding. Lineage: Eukaryota; Metazoa; Chordata; Actinopteri; Gadiformes; Gadidae. The transcript has a single exon. The record is from RefSeq and is a predicted model, not a curated record.
ACGCGUCUUUGUUGUUGUGCGACAUAAAGGAUCCGUGGAUCCCGUACGUUGCCCGCCCCGAGAUUUGAUUAAAAACUCAAUCAAAAGUCAAACUCCAACGCGAUUUUACCCACUGAAUCACUUUAAAAGAGGCCGUUGAGCAGAACCGGAGCGCCGCGGCCAUGUCGUCCGCCGCCGAGUCGGUGGAGAACGCGUCGAUCCUUUCGGAGAGCGUCUCCCACGACGGCAACCGGCUGUGGAUCGGGAACCUGGACCCCAAGAUCACCGAGUACCACCUGGUGAAGCUGCUGGAGCGCUUCGGCCAGGUGCAGCAGUUCGACUUCCUCUUCCACAAGUCGGGUCCCAUGGAGGGCCAGCCGCGGGGCUACUGCUUCGUCAACUUCCACAGCCGCCCAGAGGCGGAGCGGGCCAUCCGCUGCCUCAACGGGAAGCUGGCCCUCUCCAAGCGGCUGGUGGUUCGCUGGGCCCACGCCCAGAGGUUCGAGGGCUUCCGGACGGAGAAGAACACCAUGCCGUCCAGCCUGGAGCCCGGGGGCAGCGGGCCGGCUGACGACGGAGCCAUCUCCUCCGCCAACAACCACCUGAGCACCAGCGCCAAAAUCCGCGCCAUCGAGGCCAAGCUCCAGAUGAUGGAGGACCACCCCGACGAGGAGCCGCCCGGCCCGUCGCCCUACGUCUACAACAAGCCACCGGAGAGGAAGCGCUGGGAGCCUUACAACAAGAACGGGGGCCAGAGCCGGCCCUACCGCAAGUUCAGGAGAUGACCCUUGACCCCUUGAGUUCACACCUGGACGCAGCGGAUAAGCCGCGGGACACCUGCGGUACAGACACAACCCAUGUCGCUCUGGAGGAGGGUGGACAUCUCCGAGGAGAGGGACGGAAUGAUGGCUCACAUGAUUUAAUUGUUAUCCUAUCGGGAGGCCGGGUUUUGUAGCGUCGUAUUUGUGGUUGUUUUCUUUCUUGUGUCCGUGUGAGGUCUGCUGGCCUUGCUCAGGGAUUCGAACUUUCAACCUUCCGGUCACACGAGGAGGGAUGAUUCGUGGUGUCGGUGAUAGACUCUGGCCUGUUUGACAUGUUUUUUUAUUUAGCUGGCCCCACGUUCAUAUUCUCCUGUGCUUUUACCUUGAAAUACAUCGUGUUUUGACGUC